AUGGCGAACUCAAAAUUCGAGUACGUCAAGGAUUUUGAACAGCCCGAUGCCUUGUUACCCAACACAUGGAUUGUGGUGCGUAUUGACGGGAGAGGGUUUCAUAAGCUGUCCGAUCACUAUGCAUUCGUCAAACCCAAUGACCGACGGGCGCUGGAUUUGAUGAACGCCGCUGCUGUCGCGGUCAUGAAGGACUUGCCAGAUCUUUGCAUCGCAUAUGGUGUGAGUGACGAGUAUAGCUUCGUUUUCCAUCCGACUUGUCAGCUCUUUGAGAGACGGAAUGCAAAAUUGGUCACGACGAUUGUCUCGACCUUCACUGCAUACUAUAUCCAUCUGUGGUCGACUUAUUUCCCGUCCAAGCCACUUCAGCCUCCCUAUCUGCCUUCCUUUGAUGGUCGGGCUGUCAUCUAUCCUUCAGCACGAAUUCUGAGGGACUAUAUGAGCUGGCGUCAAGUUGACUGCCACAUCAAUAACCUCUAUAAUACCACUUUCUGGACUAUGGUCCAGCAAGGGGACAUGAGUAACACAGAUGCAGAGCAAGAACUGAAGGGGACCGUCUCUGCCGACAAGAACGAGAUACUUUUCAAACGUUUUGGCAUCAACUACAACAACGAGGAAGAAAUUUAUAAGAAGGGUAGUGUCCUUUACCGACAAUAUGAACUACAGCAGCCCAGUCAGGAGCAUGAGGUAGGCGAUGAAGAUGAGUCAUCUAUAUCAGAACCGAAACAGAGUCGUUCGCAGCAAGACAAGCUCAAGAAGUUGCGCCGAAAGGCUCAGGUCGUAGUGGACCAUGUCGAUAUCAUUAGGGAUGAGUUUUGGCAGAGACGGCCAUGGAUCCUGUCGGGAAAGCCAGGAAAGUUGCCUGCAGCAGACUCGAAUGAUACUCAAGCGACGCAAUAA
Molecule: messenger RNA, 897 nt
Organism: Penicillium diatomitis
Lineage: Eukaryota; Fungi; Ascomycota; Eurotiomycetes; Eurotiales; Aspergillaceae
Product: tRNA guanylyltransferase
Exons: 8
Coding region: 1-897 (298 amino acids)
Biological process (GO): tRNA modification
Molecular function (GO): tRNA guanylyltransferase activity; magnesium ion binding
Source: RefSeq, a predicted model, not a curated record